CAGUGGAAUCAUGUGCUUACCUAUAAAGUUAGGUUAAAGUAAUUGUGAAUAAACUGAAAUUAAUAUUUUUAGUUGUAUUCUAUGUUGUAUACAUCUUUAUUCAUUUCAAAAUGGUUAAAAGGCGCAACAACCAACUACCAAAUAAUCUCUCACAGCUUCAGAAUCUGAUUAAAAGGGAUACAGUUUCAUACAAAGAAGAGUUUAUGCUUCAAUAUGAACACUACAAAGCAUUGUUAAAAGUUUUUUGGCAAAAUCCUAUUCAGAUAAACAAAAAAUUGGAUGAAUUAGUCAUGUUCAUUGCUCAAGUAGCUCAUUGCUAUCCUGACAUUUUGUCUGGAUAUGCACAAGAGCUAAUUGAUUUAUUGAACAGCCAUAACACAGUUUUGGAUCCCUCCAUGCGAAUGACGUUCUGUCGAGCACUGAUUCUUCUUCGAAACAAGAAUUUGCUUCAAGCAACAGAUCUUCUUUCUCUUUUUUUCCAGUUGCUCCGAUGCAAUGAUAAGGCAUUAAGAGAUUUUUUACAAUCACACAUUGUAACAGAUAUAAAGAAUCUAAACUCAAAACACAAGAACGCACAAUUAAAUACAACUCUGCAGAACUUUAUGUUUAGCAUGCUCAAGGAUAGCAAUCCAAAAGCUGCAAAACUUUCAUUGGAUAUUAUGAUUGAGUUGUACAAGAAAAAUAUUUGGAAUGACACCAAGACUGUAAAUGUAAUAUCUACUGCUUGUUUCUCUAAAGUUACAAAGGUUGUUGUGACAGCUCUAAAAUUCUUUGUCAGUUCAAAUGUCACUAAAGAAGAUGAGGAGGAUAGUGACUCAGAUGACGAGCCAAAUACGAAAGAAGUGGCAAUGGCCAACAAAGUUAAUAAAAAAACAAGAAAAAGAGAAAAACAACUCAAGAAAGUAAAACAGCUAGUCCAGAAGUCGAAAAAGAAAAAAGCAGCAGCUCCAGUUUAUAAUUUCUCAGCUCUCCAGCUAAUCCAUGAUCCUCAAGGUUUAGCUGAGAAGCUAUUUCAUCAGCUUGAAUCUACCCAUGAAAGGUUUGAAGUGCGUUUAUUAACAAUUGACGUUAUUUCAAGAUUGAUUGGCUUGCAUCAGCUAAUUCUCCUAAACUUUUAUCCUUAUAUUCAAAAAUUUCUUCAACCACAUCAAAAAGAGGUCACAAAGUUGUUGGUGUAUAUUGCUCAAGCCUCCCAUGAACUGCUUCCUCCUGAUGUUUUAGAGCCUGUGUUGAAAACUCUGGUCAAUAACUUUGUAACUGAAAGGAACUCUUCAGAUGUCAUGGCUAUUGGGCUGAAUGCAGUUCGGGAAAUGUGUUCACGCUGUCCUCUUGUGAUGAAUGAGGAUCUCCUGAGAGACCUGGUGCAAUACAAGUCACAUAGAGAGCGUAGUGUCAUGAUGGCUGCCCGUUCUCUCAUCCAGUUGUAUCGUCAUACCAUGCCAAAAAUGUUGCACAAGAAAGAUAGGGGAAGACCAACAGAAGCAUCAGUGGAGCUAAAGAUGAAAAACUUUGGAGAAAUAGAUGUACAAGAAUAUGUCCCAGGGGCAGAAGUUUUGCUUGAAGAAAACAAGGCUGAGGAACAAGACAGUGAUGAAUCAGACUCAGACAGUGAUAAUGAAUCGUGGGUUGAUAUUUCACAUUCUGAAGAUGAAAUUAGUUCAGUCGUGGAAAAGGACAAAGAUAUGAACCAAACUGAUGAAAUUGAUGGAAAAGAUACAGAUUUGUCAAAAGAAAAGGAUGACUGUAAAGAAGCUCUAGAACUGAAAAAGAAACAAGCUGCUGAAGUAAGUGUAAUGCGUAUUCUUACUGAUGACGACUUUAAGGAAAUUGAUGCUGCUCUGAUUCGAAAACAAGUAGAGGCUCCCAAGAAGGGAGUCAAAAGAAAAAUGGAAGACUUAAAAGAAAAAAAGGAAUUAGUGUCUCUAGCAGAUAUUGAAAAUAUUUACAAAAAAAGAAAACAUGACAGACAAGCUCGGAUUGAAUCUGUAAAGAAAGGACAAGAAGGAAGGGAGAAGUUUGGCUACAAGGAUGGAAGACUGAAUCCCUUUUCAAGUAAAACUAACAGAGAAAAGAAGAAGAACAAGAAUUUUAUGAUGAUAAAACAUAAAGUCAGAGGGAAAACAAAGCGUUCCUUUAAAGACAAACAGAUUGCACUGAGAAAUUAUUUGAUCAAGCAAAAGAAAAUGAGAUGAUCCUGAGGUAACAUAUUUGUUAUAAAUGGAAAAUAAAUGUUAUUGUAUGUUAAUAUAAA
Messenger RNA from Homalodisca vitripennis (glassy-winged sharpshooter), 2251 nucleotides. It is a transcript of the gene Mys45A, whose product is annotated as protein SDA1 homolog. NCBI's taxonomy places the organism in Eukaryota, Metazoa, Arthropoda, Insecta, Hemiptera, Cicadellidae. Bases 111 to 2192 code for a protein of 693 amino acids. Gene Ontology annotation, cellular component: nucleolus. The transcript is spliced from 18 exons. Gene Ontology annotation, biological process: ribosomal large subunit export from nucleus; ribosomal large subunit biogenesis. The record is from RefSeq and is a predicted model, not a curated record.